This is a messenger RNA of Anopheles coustani, 1407 nucleotides long. RefSeq names its product venom acid phosphatase Acph-1. The transcript is spliced from 5 exons. Bases 50 to 1291 code for a protein of 413 amino acids. Lineage: Eukaryota; Metazoa; Arthropoda; Insecta; Diptera; Culicidae. The record is from RefSeq and is a predicted model, not a curated record. Gene Ontology annotation, molecular function: phosphatase activity. Gene Ontology annotation, biological process: dephosphorylation.
CCUAGCCAUCCGAUCGGGUAUAUAAGAGGACCUCAAACGCUGCUACGCCAUGUACUAUCUGAGCAGACGCGUGCUUAUCAUGUUAACGUGCAGUGUGCUGAUCACGACGAUUUUGUUCUUCACCGCCUACGGAGUUUACGGGGCUCCGUCGUCGGAAGAGGAUCUGUCUACGGAAGACGAUGGAGACUUCCUUAACCCUUCGUCCCGUCGGGUCAACUUCGAGCUGAAGCAGGUCCACGUGUUCUUCCGCCAUGGACAACGGACACCGGCCGAUACCUACCCCAAUGAUCCUUAUGUCAACAACACAUUUGAACCAUAUGACUGGGGCCAGCUAACAAACAAAGGCAAAUUGACGAUCUAUGAACACAUUGGUCAAUGGCUGCGCAAUCGCUAUGGGCGCUUCGUUGGAGAAACAUACCGCGCAGCAAACGUUCAUGUCCAGACAACCGGAGUAUCGCGGACGCAGAUGUCGAUGCAACUCGUACUGGCUGGACUGUUCCCACCGGAGAAUACACCGCUGCAAUGGAACCGGCGGCUCAACUGGCAACCGAUUCCAUACUUUAGUGAACCGCUAAGUCAGGACACGUUACUUCUAGUGCGAGUGUCUUGUCCCCGUUAUACGGAAACCGUGAAUGAAGUUUUUAAAACGCCCGAAAUCGUUGCCCUGCUAGAUGCUAACAAGCAAUUGUUCACGAAUCUCACCAACAUCACUGGACUGAAAAUUGCUACACCCGACGAUGUGCAAUCGCUCUUCAGCACACUUAAGGCGGAGUCGGAGUAUGGACUUCCGCUUCCUGCCUGGACGAGAAAAUACUACCCCGAAAAUCUGCUCCCAUUGACGAAAAAAAGCUACGCCCUGAAUGUCUACACGGACGAGAUGAAACGUCUAAAGGGUGGUCCCUUCCUGGCCAAGACUCUCGCCGAAUGGGAAGCUCUGAUAGCUAAGCCAACGGGUGCCAACAAGAAGAUCUUCCUUUAUGCCGGGCAUGAUUCGACGGUUGUGAAUAUUCUGUCGGCAUUUAAAGUGUGGAACGAAAACGAGCUGCCCGACUACGGCGUGAUGGGUGUCUUGGAGCUCUACCGGGAUGCCAAUACUGGCAAGCACGGUGUCGUCGUAGGUGUUAAACAGCUCGGUCAGCCAUUAAAACGUCGCACUAUACCGGGAUGCACAGAGUUCUGCCCCAUCGACCAGCUGAAAACAGUUCUGCAGAGUAUCAUACCGACCAACUGGAAGGCAGAUUGUGUGGCUAAACAUCCCGAUACCGUUGAACCGCCACCAUCGGGUCCUUAGAAUGUUAUCGUGUAGUAAGAGAAAGUGUUGUUUUUAAUGUACCCAUCAUAUGAUAUACGAAGAAAAGACCGUAGAACCUUUGUUUUAAUUAAAUUUUAUUCCAUUUAAAAUUUCAA